AUGGGGGACACACGGACACCCAUGGGGACAUCCAGUGGACACAAGAACAUCAUAGCAACACCAGUUCAUCCCAAUCACACCAGUCACCCCAAGCCCCCCAGCUCUCCCAGUCCCCCCAGUGCUCCCAGUCCCUCCACCUCACCCAGUCCCCUGAGUUCCCCCAGUUCUCUGA
Messenger RNA from Chaetura pelagica (chimney swift), 172 nucleotides. RefSeq lists its product as uncharacterized. The transcript has 2 exons. NCBI's taxonomy places the organism in Eukaryota, Metazoa, Chordata, Aves, Apodiformes, Apodidae. The annotation marks the transcript as partial. The record is from RefSeq and is a predicted model, not a curated record.